Molecule: messenger RNA, 657 nt
Organism: Mesorhabditis belari
Lineage: Eukaryota; Metazoa; Nematoda; Chromadorea; Rhabditida; Rhabditidae
Source: the annotation of a GenBank genome assembly
AUGGAAGUCACUGUACUUGCGGAAGCAGCGAAUCAUUUCGAAUUGGCGAUCCCGACCGAUUCAAUCAAGCACGGUACUAAAGAUGGUUAUACGUUGCCGGUUUGGAAUGUUGAUGAUGCUCAACCUGCUUUUACUCUAACUGGCCAUAUGCAUCAUGUUUCGACAUCUCAAGUGAGCGAUGAUGGCAAAUACGUUGUCAGUGGCUCGACUGAUCGAACGGUGCGCGUUUGGUGUGGUCAAACCGGUGCACAGCGUCAUGUUCUGCAGGGGCAUACGAGUGAAGUGUGCUGCAUGAGUCUACAUGGUACAACUCUUGUUUCUGGAUCACGCGAUGGAACGCUCCGAGUCUGGGACAUUGUCGACGGGAAAUGCCUUCACAUUUUGACUGGCCACUUGAGGAUGGUUAACGGUGUGCAAUUUGAUGGAAUUCGGGCUGUGUCGUGUGCCUUUGAUUUUACUGUAAAGGUUUGGAAUGUGGAGACGGGGGCGUGUUUGCACACACUGACGGGUCACACGCGUAGAGUUCUUUCACUUUUGUUUGAGCCGGAGCGCGAUCUUGUCAUCUCGGGAAGUCGGGAUACAACGAUGCGCGUCUGGGAUGUGCGAAGAGGAACAUGCAUCGCAAUUCUUCUCAGUCAUGAAAGUUUGGGACAUUCG